CCUCAACCUCUGAGCCCAUGCCCUGAAUUACUGAACCUCGCGCCUUGAAGCUGUUCCUCGGAGUUGAGGCUGUGGAAAAACAUCUAUAAUGAGCUGCGGAUUAACGGAAGAGGAAAUUGCAGCUUUAGAAAAGGAGUCUUGCGAGCGGCCGCAGCGAAUCGUCGCCGAAAAGUCGUGCGAGCAGCCUGAAUGCGGCAGCAGCUUAUUAACAUGUGCAAGCUCUGGCCAUAAGUCCUGCCAGAAAGAGGAGGAGGCUAGCUCGUCUGCUGCACAGGAAGCAGCUUGCCCUGGCGGGCCGGUCGCUUGCUACAAGUGCAAAACGGCGCGAGCGAUCGUCCUGGGGCGUCAACGUGAGGCCAUGUGCCACGCUUGCCUGGAGCUCAGCGUGCGUGGAAAGGUGCGAGCCCUCAAAACGCACAAGCUGCUGCUCCCUGGCGACAACAUCGCGGUAGCGCUGUCUGGCGGGAGUUGCUCGCUGACGCUGCUCAGUAAUGUAUUGCCGAUGCGCAAGGACGCUUCCACGCCUCGCAAGGAGAGGGGCAAGAUUGAGUUCGGCCUAACAGUCAUUCACGUGAACGAGGCGACGGCGCACGGUGCCGCAGCUGCCGAGGCGGAGGCUCACAGUCGCGACGUAGUGGCGGCAGCGCGCCAGUGCGCGGCAGUAGCUGCGGCGAUGACUACGGCGGAAAGCGGCGGCAGCUCGACCGCUGCCAGCACUAGCACCAGCAUGGGCAACGCCAGCCCAGGCUUGGACGUGUGGGUGGUGCCGCUGCGUGACGUGUUCCUACUGGGUGACGCAGAAGCGUUGCGCCGCGAGGCCGUGCGGAGCUGGAGGCAGCAGCAGCAGCAGCAGCAGCAGCCAGCCGCUGACGGGACGCCGGUAUGGGGUGGGGAGGCGGGCGGGGACUCGGAUUAUGUGGGAGAGGCAGCCGCGACGGCCAGCGGCGCUGCGGAGCGCGAGGCUCGCCUGCAGCAGCUCUUGCAGGCGGUCCAGGACCCUACCGGGCGGGAGGAUCUCAUUCGACACCUGCGGCGGCGCCUCCUGGCAGCAGCGGGCGCCGUGGCCGGCGCGACCAAGCUUCUGUGUGGAGACAGCGCCACAGCUCUGGCGGCCCGCGUGAUUGCGGAGACAGCCAAGGGCCGGGGCUUCGCUCUGCCGUCGGACAUCCAGCUGGUGGACGCACGCGGCACAGGGGCCGGCGAACCCACCUUCCUCUACCCCAUGCGCGAGGUGACAGUGAAGGAGGCUGUGUUUGUCUGCCGGCUGCGCGGCUUGCACCUCGCGGAGCUGCCGGCCCCGCUGCUGCUCGCGCGCCUGUCAUCGGCGUCAACGGGUCUACACAGCCACCCACCCCGCCGCUCCAUCAACAGCCUCGCGUCGGCGUUUGUCGACUCGCUGCAGGCCAACCUGCCAUCGACCAUCUUCACGGUCCUGCGCACCGCCUCUGCCCUGAGGCCCUUCCCCUUCAACUCGCCCGAUGCCAUGCCAUCCACGUUCCCGGCCACGCCAAACAAUGAGCUUAAGGCGCUUCACGGACGGAGCACUGAGGGCGCGAGUGGAGCAAAUGGAGACGGCGUAGCCGUCGGAUGCCGGCCGGCAGCGGUGCCAUGCUGCGUGCUCUGCCGUGCGCCACUGAGUGCGCGCGAGCUGCGAGCGAUCCAUGCCGCAGCCGCGUCAGCAGCUGACGCGGGAAAGCAGGAGGGCGCUGGUAGCGUGGAGGUGGUGCAGGCGGAGCAGGAGGAGGGCGACGACGAGGAGGACGCGGCGGCGCCGUUCUGUGGCAGCUGCCGGGGUCAGAUCCUGUUUCGGCCGGGGCACCACGAGGCACGGGGGCGAGAGGAGGCUGGGGGCAGCGGCAACGUGGAUGGACCGUCGCUGGUGCAGGGACUGUUGCCGGAGGCGCUGGCGGCGUAGAGGUGUACGAGGUGUUUCUGUGGCAAAUGAUGCAUUAGGGUCUUGAACUGUCUCAACAACUUCGGCAAGGGCGUGUAGGCGAGCGUGCCAACGAAGACAUGGGGAGAGAGGGUGACACUGCCGGACAUGAGGCGGGCACAGCGCGAUGGCGGUAUU
Messenger RNA from Chlamydomonas reinhardtii, 2071 nucleotides. RefSeq lists its product as uncharacterized. The transcript has 9 exons. Gene Ontology annotation, biological process: tRNA wobble position uridine thiolation. The record is from RefSeq and is a predicted model, not a curated record. Lineage: Eukaryota; Viridiplantae; Chlorophyta; Chlorophyceae; Chlamydomonadales; Chlamydomonadaceae. The coding region runs from base 359 to 1915 and encodes 518 amino acids. Gene Ontology annotation, cellular component: cytosol. Gene Ontology annotation, molecular function: sulfurtransferase activity; tRNA binding.